GGGUGGUGGCGGCGGCUUGUAUUAUUCCUGCCGCUUUCGAUUGUCUUUUCCCGACGGCGCGGAUUCUCCCUUCUUUUUCCUGUUUCCUCUUUUUUUAAAACGCCGCUUUUCAGUGUUACUGUUUUGCAAGGGGGCGCGGAUCGUGGGUGUGUCUUGAGGCGAGGAGGGCAAACAAUGGCGAGGAGGGCUCGUUGAGAGCGCGCCGGGAGAGGAUCUCCUCGCUUCUGCACUCCCACCCCCUCCCCAUACAAAAUUGGGCAAAGUCCGGACGGCUCGUGUUGCCCACCCCGAGCCGCCCCCUCCUCCCCACCCCCUCCCCUCUCGGGAGAUGGAGGGCGAGCUCUGAUCCAAGAGGGAGCAAAGGCGCGCACGCCUAGCCGCGUGCAUUACAAUGGAGCGAGGGGCUUCCAGCUUCCAGCAGCCUCGGAAGUGCUGCUCUGGGCGAAGGUAAAACGCCCCUUUGGAUCGCCUUAUCUUUUUUGGGGGGCUGCUGUUUUGGAAACUCGAAGGCAGGCCCCAGACAAAAGGCGUCGGCGUCGGGGAGGCUCGCCAAGGCGCAGGGAAGGACAAGGCUCGGCCGUUUUGGUUUUGAAGCGCAAUGGCCGAGGAUGGCUGCCGGCUGCUGCUUUCGGGCGCCCUCUGAGUGAGGUUGUCACUGGCAACGGGAGGCCGAGGGCUGUUGCUGCUGCUGCCGCCGCUUCUGCUGCAACCGGAGGAGGGCGGCUUCCGCGCCAGCGCGGCCAUGGGCAAAUGCAACGGGCGCUGUACGUUGGUGGGCUUCUGCUGCCUGCAACUGAUCGCAGCCCUGGAGAGGCAAAUAUUCGACUUUCUGGGUUACCAGUGGGUGCCCAUCCUGGCUAAUUUUUUACACAUCAUGGCUGUCAUCCUGGGAGUCUUUGGCACCAUUCAGUACAGAUCCAGAUACCUCAUACUGUAUGCAGUGUGGCUCGUGCUUUGGGUUGGAUGGAAUGCAUUCAUCAUCUGCUUUUACCUGGAAGUAGGACACCUUUCACAGGACCGAGACUUCAUCAUGACCUUUAACACAUCGCUACAUCGCUCGUGGUGGAUGGAGAACGGGCCUGGUUGCCUGGUGACCCCGGUGAUGAACUCCAAUCUGGCCCUCGAAGACCAUCACGUCAUCACAGUCACUGGGUGCUUGCUUGAUUAUCAGUAUAUUGAGGUGGUGAGCAGUGCAAUGCAGAUAUUCCUUGCGCUCUUCGGAUUUGUUUACGCCUGCUAUGUCAGCAAAGUGUUUAUGGAGGAAGAAGACAGCUUUGAUUUCAUUGGGGGAUUUGAUUCAUAUGGCUACCAGGCACCCCAAAAGAUGUCACACUUGCAGCUACAGCCUUUGUAUACCUCUGGAUAACUGUUUCCUUAACUACAGUGAGCUGGCCCCUGGGGACGUUUGCAAAAACGUGAGGCAAGCAGGGUGCCGAAUAUGAUAAAAUGAUUCCAAAGCCAAAUGGCAGUCACCUCCUCUGGAGAUCUGGUGUGGCCUGAAAUCCCUCCCAGAGACAACACAGUGACUCUUCCUCGGGUUCAUUUCCUCCCCUCCUUUCUCUUUAACUCCUUCAUUUGAGUGGCCACAGAGAGUUUUCAUGCACCUGGAAGAUGAUUCUGGCACAAGGUCUCUCUGCUCAAGACUGAGGAACCGAAAAGAAGCUCGACGCUCCACCUGCUGGCCAGUGUUUGUAGUGGUGCUGGUAACUCCAGCAAAUUUUUUAAAAAGGAAAAUCAAGCAAGGGCAAUAUUAUGUUUCAGAGAGGGCAAGGAAAAGCCCUAUUUUUAAGGAAGAACUUUUUCGGAUUUUGAAGUGUUGCUCUAUUUUUUUUUAAAUUGUUCCAGAUCACUUCCUGUUGUCCCAUUUGCUUCUGAGCAAAUGGCUUUGCAAUGUGGCACAGGCUGCAAGAGAAUCCAUACAUUGCAAUAAAGAGAUAGAUAGAUAUAU
Lacerta agilis (Sand lizard) is the source of this 1948-nucleotide messenger RNA. RefSeq names its product sodium/potassium transporting ATPase interacting 1 (gene NKAIN1). The coding region runs from base 743 to 1366 and encodes 207 amino acids. The record is from RefSeq and is a predicted model, not a curated record. NCBI's taxonomy places the organism in Eukaryota, Metazoa, Chordata, Lepidosauria, Squamata, Lacertidae. The transcript is spliced from 7 exons. Gene Ontology annotation, biological process: regulation of sodium ion transport.